Pocillopora meandrina is the source of this 3046-nucleotide messenger RNA. NCBI's taxonomy places the organism in Eukaryota, Metazoa, Cnidaria, Anthozoa, Scleractinia, Pocilloporidae. The record is from the annotation of a GenBank genome assembly.
AGAUGGCGGACGUUCUAUGCAGAAAUUGUUGCUGGCAUUGAUAAGAAAUGUUUCCACUAAAUACGAAACAAUUUUGUGCUGCAUUCCUGGAUGUAAAGCGUAAUAGUCAAGGUUAUAACGAGGAGGUCAGUUCAGUCGACAGGGAUGCAACCAAGAAACUACUGCGGCCCUUCCAUAUUCCCCAAAUCGGGCCUUCUUCUAUUCCACAAUGUCAUCAUCUUGGGACCAUGAUGUGGAAUUUCAUGUGGAAUUGUGCGAGAAGAGAAUGUUAUCCACCCGCUCAUCAUUUGGAAUCAAGAGAAGACUCACGAAUUGAAUCGCGAAGAGCACCUGAACGAUCAUGUUCUUCAGUUCUUCCGGAAUUUGAAUUACAUCGCGUAACUUCAAAACAUAAAGCACGAGAAGCAAACGAGCGACAGAGUGCGGAAAAUAUUGAACUUUCAAGACUAGUUAAAACACAAUCUUUAUACAAGACCUCUUCUACAAGAAGUACUGAUUCUUCUCGAAACAAUGUUUGUUGUGUGGAAGCAGAACCACAAAACAGAGGUAUCCUCCAGCAAUCUAGCUGUGAAGAAGCAAAUGUUUCCAAUGAGACUUUUGUUAAUAGCAAAUUAAGUAAAUCGAUAAAAGCAUCCCACUGGGAUAGUGACAUGAAAUCUUCAGAGUCUGAACAUUGUAUUGUCUCAGAUUAUUUUGACAGAGAAUCAAAGUUAAGUCCAACUUGCAAUGUACUAAGUGAGUUGGAAACCAAGGUGGAUGUUAAUGGUAUAUAUGGCAGAGAAAGUUUGCAAAGCGAUUUGGUGUGUAAUGGUGAUUGGUGGCUAAACAGCGACAAUAUUUCAAACCUCAAGGAUUCGACUGCACUUCUCAUUCCUCAUGCAUAUAGCAUUGAGGAGGGUGAUUUUGUUGGCAAAAAGAAAUUUUUAGAGAGAUUGCUUGAGACAGAACUGCAAAUAAAGCCUUUGACUCUGGUUAAGGAUGGCAUUUACAGCCAAAGGCCAGUUUCAAAUACUUUUACCCUAAAUCUGAACUUGGAGACAGUGAUGUCCAUUCUCUGCACUGAUGAGGAACAUUCAAAAAAUGCUGAACACAGUGAUAUUGAUCUAUGUGGGAAGAUUUCCAUUCUGUAUGGCAUCCAGGAUACAAUAGUGUCAGUGGUUGCUAGUGAGGUGGUAGGAAUGUAUGAUUAUAUCUCAGGAGCUGUGUAUGGAUUGAAGGGAUGCUGUCAUGAUGAAUCUGAAUAUCAGUUAAAGGUAAUUUAUUCUAGUAACUAGAAGGUUGGUGGCUUUGAUGAACUAACAUAAAUGAAUUGGUUGUACUAGACUCAGGUUAAAUAUAGAACAGGUUUCUAGUUAAAAUGAUGGUCAGUGUCUCUUGUCAGUGUUCAGUCAGUGUUGUGUGGAGACUCCUGCCUGUUUUGUUGAAUGAUUCUGCCUUCUACAAAAAUGUGUCUAUGUUUGAAAAUUGACUCAUAAAAAUUUGGCAGAUUUGUCAUGUAGUCUAAGCAUCAGUAACUUUGUGUUUCGUCCAGUUCUAGGAUGAUUUGUCCUGCAAUCUAUUAGUAACCUUUUGUUCAUAGUGAGUUCUCAAUCAGGCUUUCCAACCAGUCCAGGUAUAAAAUUGUCCGAAACUUGUCGUGAAGGUUGUGGGGAAGUGCAUGUAUUUUGUCUUUGUGUGUGGCUGUGGACGUUUCGCAGUAGCAUAGCUAAAGCCAGACAUCUUUUGUCAGCUUGUCUUGCAAUGGUUCCCAGUGGGCCCAUGAAAUUGGAUGAUAUAUCUCAGUAACUGUAGCUAAGUUGUUAACAUAUAUUUAUCAAAAUUUCCAUAAUAUUAAAGCUAGAAAUGCUGUAAUUUCAUAAAGUACUUUAAAUCAGUGCUUAGAAUUUGUUUAUCUAUGUAGGACAAGAAGUCCCCCCUUUCAUCAAGUGCAGUGAGUUUGGACCUUAAGGAAUUCAUAGUUCAUUUUCAACAAGAACUGAGAAUGUCAUCUCACAGUGUUGACAAUGACAAUGUGUUAAAGGAGCACUCUCCUGUUGCCUGGUUACUGAUCUCACCAGCUCUUGGAGUGACCCUUGACUGGCAAGUACAAGAGAAAGUCCUUGAAUUUAUAGAAACCUUGUCAUCAGAGGAAUUUGCUGACAAGCAAGCAUCUGACAGUUACAACAAAGGAUGUUUUUCAAGCCAGUGGUACAAUCUGUUGGUAGUUGUUGACCAAUAUCGUUGUUGUGAGAAAGAUAUUCCACUGAUUGAGGUAUUUGAGUUUUGCAGGACUGGUGAAAUAAAUGUAGUAAACUUUGACUUAACUUAAACGAUUAGAUCAUGUGAAACAAGCCUGACUGAAGAAUGGAACAAUUUAAGUAUUGCUGGUAAUGCUGUGUUUUAUACAUUUAUGUCAUCAUGUAAACUACUGGUUAUAUUAAUCUGCAAGUUUUUGUUUUACAGUACAUUGUAUGAGCUCUCUCAUGUAGCAAAAGUUUAACAUUUGUUUGUAGCCUCUCUUAUAUUUUUGCAAGAUUUUCAACUGCUAUAAAGAGGUUAAACUUCCUUCAGGAAGUGUUCAAAGAUGAACUUUAACCUUUAACCCCUAAGAGUGAUUUACUUCUAAUUUCUCCUUACAGUAUCAACCUUGAUUCAAAUGUAAAGGUUAUCAGAAUGUAGGAAAUAAUCACCAAUUUAAGUAGCUCCUGAUUGUCAAACAAAUUCUCCUUGUCAGUACCAAAUGUAAGGGCAACAGUGUGGAGAAUAUUAAUACUAGUUAGAAUGUACAGGGUAAGGAACUCGAGAUGAGAAUAAAGCUCUUUUAAUUUUUCUCAACUUGGCCAAUCAAUUACUCAGCUGAAAAAUUUUGAAGUGAAGGAGAAAAAAAAAGGCGAGGUUACAGUUGUAUUUAUUAGUUCCAUAACAAGAAGUGCCAUUUGCCAAAUUUAAAGCAAGAUCAACAUUGUUAGGCACAGCUUAAGUAGACUACCCCAAAAGAUUUCCAUUCAUCAAAUAGUUCCGGUUGCAGCAUUAUGCAAUUUUUUUUGUUCGUAUUAAAAUAUGCUGC